Molecule: messenger RNA, 1302 nt
Organism: Lactuca virosa
Lineage: Eukaryota; Viridiplantae; Streptophyta; Magnoliopsida; Asterales; Asteraceae
Source: the annotation of a GenBank genome assembly
AUGGUGAUCACUGGAAGAGAAACCCUUAAUUUACAUCAGUCAGUCGGCGCCGGAAGCCAUCCAUGGGAGAUGAUACUAGAAGUUCCAAGCGCGAAUGCCUUCUUGCCGUUCUCCGGUAGCUUAAUGAACGACGACGGAUCGGCCAUGUUUGAAGAGUUAACUACGAUGCAGCUCCAUCACCUCCUUUCGAACGUGGAAAUGGCGGAAUACGGUGAUCAUGCUUAUGAGGUUGGGGAGGAGUGCGGCGAUAUACAAAUGGAUGAUCAGUUUUGUAUGUAUGAGUUCAAGGUGAAGAGGUGUGCACGUGGGAGGUCACAUGACUGGACUGACUGUCCGUACACUCAUCCCGGCGAGAAGGCUCGCCGCCGUGAUCCACGUAAGUUUCAUUAUUCCGGUAAUCCUUGUUCGGAGUUUCGCAAGGGAUCGUGUGUGAAAGGCGACCUAUGUGAGUUCGCACACGGUGUGUUUGAGUGCUGGCUCCAUCCGUCGCGCUACCGUACUCAGCCGUGCAAGGAUGGCGUCCUGUGCCGCCGGAGAAUCUGCUUCUUCGCCCACACUCCUGAACAGCUUCGCAUCUUGCCGCCGAGUCGCCAUGUGUCGACUCACUCCAAUCGUCCCGAGUCGUACGACGGUUCUCCCCGUCGACUGGUAACAGACUCGCACUUCGGUUCGUCCCCAACUUCUACUCUGUACUUCCCCCAUUGCUCAACGCCGACGGAUUCGCCGCCGAUGUCGCCUGUAUCGUCUCUUGGUCCUAACCCAUUCGCUGAUCUGGCUUCCUCGAUGCGGAAUCUGCAAAUUGGGAAGGCCAGGAGGUUGGGGAUGAGUCUGAUGAAUGGAUCGCCGUAUAGUUCACCGCACACUCCAUACGCCGUCCGACCGACUCCAUCACGUCCGUCAUUGAAAGCGUUGGAGGUAUGGGAAGAGGGUGGUGCGACGGAGGAGCGGAUGAUGGAAAGGGUAGAGUCCGGUAAAGGGGUUAGAGCUCAGAUUUACGCUAAACUCAGCAGGGAGAACUCGCUCAGUAUUGUGGAACCAUUUCAAGUGGAUGAUCCAGUUCAAGUGGAUGAUGAUCAAGUGGAUGAUGUUCAAGUGGAGGUUCAAGUGGAUGAUCCUUCUCAACAUGUUGAUGAUGCUCAAGUGCAAGUUGGUGAUGUUCAAGUGGAGGUUGUAGUUCCUAUUCAACCUGUUGCAACUAGGAAGAGGAUAAGAAAAUACUCAGAAAGAAUUACCAAGAUAGGGUUGAGGAGGAAGGUCUUAAAGAAAGAAGGAAGCACUUAUCACCACCUAAUGGUGUUGUAA